Molecule: messenger RNA, 1098 nt
Organism: Halteromyces radiatus
Lineage: Eukaryota; Fungi; Mucoromycota; Mucoromycetes; Mucorales; Cunninghamellaceae
Product: Septin-domain-containing protein
Exons: 10
Coding region: 1-1098 (365 amino acids)
Biological process (GO): cytoskeleton-dependent cytokinesis
Cellular component (GO): cytosol; cell division site; septin ring
Molecular function (GO): GTPase activity; GTP binding; molecular adaptor activity
Source: RefSeq, a predicted model, not a curated record
AUGGCUCAUAGACUAGGUGGUCGUAGAAAAAAUGUGAAGAAAGGGUUUCAAUUUACCCUUAUGGUUGUCGGCGCGUCUGGUACUGGUCGUACUACCUUUGUGAAUACUCUUUGUAAUUCGGGUGUUCUUGAACAACAAAUAUGUGAUAAUCCUGAAGAAGCUCAUAAUGAACCUGGUAUUAAUAUCAAACCUGUAUCAGUUGAAUUGGAUGAAGAUGGUGUUCGUAUCUCUUUGACUAUUGUGGAUACUCCUGGUUUCGGUGAUAAUAUUGACAAUGAAAGAUGUUUUCAAGAAAUUGUUGGUUAUUUGGAAAGACAAUAUGAUGAUAUUCUUGCUGAAGAAUCUCGUAUUAAACGUAAUCCUCGUUUCCGUGAUAAUCGUGUUCAUUCUCUUCUUUACUUUAUCUCUCCUACUGGUCAUGCGUUACGUGAAAUUGAUAUUGAAUUGAUGCGUCGAUUAAGUCCUCGUGUUAAUGUGAUUCCUGUUGUUGGUCGUGCUGAUUCUUUAACUCCUCAAGAACUCAAGGAAUUCAAGAAAAGAAUCAUGGAAGAUAUCGAACAUUACAAUAUUCCUAUUUACAAUUUCCCUUAUGACGUUGAAGAAGAUGAUGAAGAUACCAUCGAAGAAAACAGUGAACUCAGAGCUCUUUUGCCUUUCGCCAUCAUUGGUAGUGAUGAAGAAAUCGUGGUCAAUGGUCGUACUGUACGAGGCCGUCAAUAUCCUUGGGGUGCUGUUGAAGUCGAUAACCCUCAACAUUCCGAUUUUGGUCGUUUGCGAUCUGCCUUACUUAGUUCUCAUUUACAAGAUCUCAAGGAAAUUACUCAUGACUUUUUGUAUGAAAACUAUCGUACUGAAAAGUUAUCUCGUACUGUGAAUGGUGGAGAUCAAGAAGAUGCUUCUUUGAAUGCUGAAGAUAUGGCUAGUCAAAGUGUUCGACUUAAGGAAGAACAACUACGAAAGGAGGAAGAAAAGCUCCGUGAAAUUGAAUUGAAGGUACAACGCGAAAUCCAAGAAAAGAGAGCUGAACUAUUAAGCAAGGAAGAAGCACUACGAAACUUGGAAGCAAGAUUGGCUCAAGCUCAAUUGGCCGAUGAAUGA